CACAUUUUUUUCCUCGCAUGUCCCACUCAAGCAUCGUUGUGGUUUGCAGGUAAACGUCGCUGUAUGUGUGUAUCUAUGUGCGGCAGGACGGUGAUUUACAGUGUAUAUCAAGUCCGUUUUUUUCUUAAAACAACGACAUAGAUGUCAGACGACAGAAGUUGUUGUUCAGCGAAAGUCUUCUCUCGGAUACUGAGAUAGUUAGCUUGCUAUGCUACGUGGCUAACAGUGCUAAGUUGUGAAGAAUGAAGACUUCCAGCGGCAACACGAACAUCAUGGACAUGUUUGAAAAGGGGAAAGUCCUGAAAAUAUGUGCCCCGAUGGUUCGAUACUCAAAGCUUGCGUUCAGGUCCUUGGUUAGGAAGUACAACUGUGAUAUCUGUUUCACGCCAAUGAUAGUUGCUGCUGACUUCAUGCGAUCUGUCAAAGCCAGAGACAGCGAGUUCACUACCAACGAACGUGACCGGCCUCUGAUAGUGCAGUUUGCAGCUCAUGAUGCCCAGACCCUGGCUGACGCAGCCUGUGUGGUGGCACCUUUCUCAGACGGAGUUGAUCUCAACUGUGGCUGUCCCCAGAGAUGGGCUAUGUCAGCUGGGUAUGGUGCAUGCCUCAUCAACAAGCCUGAACUUGUGAAAGACAUGGUUAGACAGGUCAGAAACCAAGUGGACAAUCCAAACUACACAGCCUCCAUCAAAAUAAGAAUUCACAAGGACUUGAAGCGAACAGUGGAUCUGUGUCAGAAGGCUGAAUCAGCCGGUGUAUCAUGGAUAACAGUCCACGGCCGUACAGCAGAAGAACGCCACCAGCCGGUGCAUUAUGAUGCCAUAAAGACGAUCAAAGACAGUGUAUCCGUCCCAGUCAUUGCCAAUGGGGACAUAAAGUACCUUCGUGAUGUGGAGUCUACUCACCAGCUUACUGGUGUCGAUGGUGUGAUGGCAGCUCGGGGGUUGCUUGCUAAUCCUGCCAUGUUCGCCGGCUAUGAGGACACUCCAUUGGAGUGUGUAUGGGACUGGGUGGACAUCUCUAUAGAGCAGGGAACUCCAUUCACAUGCUUUCAUCACCAUCUCAUCUACAUGCUGGAGAGGGUCAGCUCCCAGCCGGAGAGAAAAGUGUUCAAUUCUCUAUCGAGUACCUCAGCAGUAAUAGAUUACCUCCAGAGCACAUACGGGUCAGUUCAUGAUCUCGGAACAUGAGCAUAUUGAAAUGUGAUGGUUUGCAUUUUAGUGUUAUUGUUUUGUUUUUAUGCCAAAUAAAGCUGAAAAGCUAUAAUUGUA
This is a messenger RNA of Stegastes partitus (bicolor damselfish), 1271 nucleotides long. It is a transcript of the gene dus4l, whose product is annotated as dihydrouridine synthase 4-like (S. cerevisiae). The record is from RefSeq and is a predicted model, not a curated record. The coding region runs from base 243 to 1190 and encodes 315 amino acids. NCBI's taxonomy places the organism in Eukaryota, Metazoa, Chordata, Actinopteri, Pomacentridae. Gene Ontology annotation, biological process: tRNA processing. The transcript is spliced from 6 exons. Gene Ontology annotation, molecular function: flavin adenine dinucleotide binding; tRNA dihydrouridine synthase activity.